This is a messenger RNA of Beta vulgaris subsp. vulgaris (sugar beet), 2968 nucleotides long. Its product is annotated as ABC transporter G family member 26. Gene Ontology annotation, molecular function: ATP hydrolysis activity; ATP binding; ABC-type transporter activity. The record is from RefSeq and is a predicted model, not a curated record. Bases 819 to 2873 code for a protein of 684 amino acids. Gene Ontology annotation, cellular component: membrane. The transcript has 9 exons. NCBI's taxonomy places the organism in Eukaryota, Viridiplantae, Streptophyta, Magnoliopsida, Caryophyllales, Amaranthaceae.
UAGUCAAGUUAAAGUAGUUUUAGAUAAGACCUGGUUAGAACAAGGCCGUAAAAGAGAAAAGAUUAAGUAAAAGUAAAUUUAUGUAUGGUUUAGUUUUUACUUGUGCUCGCUUCUCUCUCUUAUCUCCUUAUUCUAUCACCAACCCGAUAUUACAAAGCUUGGCCUAGUUAUGAUGUGACAUGUUACAUACUGUUCACCUUGCUCUUGACCUUACCCGCCCUCCAACCCAAUGACCAAGUCUAGUUGAGGUUUAAUUUAGCAAGAAUGUGCAAUGUGCAAUGUGCAAUGUGCAAUGUGCAAUGUGCAAUGCCAAAUAAAAGGGUAAUUAUUGACAAUUGACAAUGAAUUAUUGAUAGCUAGACUAAAUCCCUCAACUCUUUCUUAGCUAUAUAUCUGACCUUAAAAAACUGUUCCAAGUAUUUUCCUGAUAUGUUUAAGUAGUUUCAUUCAUUUUUCAAUAUUUACUAUAUGAUUAACAGUUUUAUUUAUGGCCAAAGACUAAAUAAAAUUAUUGCAAGCUUCUGUUAGUUGGAUUUUCGUUUGGCUUGAAAGUUUCAAGUCAUGUUCUUGGCAUUCUUUAUUGAACCUUUGAAGAAGGCAAUUCAAAAGUAGAUACUACACAAUCCCAAGUUCUUAAAAGAAAACUAGACAUGCAUGAGAAAGAUGAUGUCUACCAACUUAACAUUUCUUUGAUAUAUAGUUCAUCUUUUGGUUAAUUAUAGUUGACUUAACACUUUCCUACACUGAAAAUAUUUCCCUGUUAAUAUGAUACAAUUGUUAGUUUAGGCUAAAAGUUCCCUAGUUCAGUCACAAACAAGAUGGAGAUUAGGAAUUCGAACGAAAUCGAGGACAUUACAUCAGUAAAAAUGGGUUCAAUGCAGAUUGCAGGAAGUAAUGGAUUUGGUCAUAACAUAGAUUUCAUGUCUCAAGCCUAUCUUAGAGAAAGGAGUUCUGAAAUCAUCAUAGAAGAUGAUUCUUCGCCUUCUGUGGACCGUCCUCUUCCAAUAUAUUUAAAGUUUGAAGAUGUUCAAUACAAGGUUAAAUACAAUGAGGGAUCAGCAGGAAAUCCAGUAAAAGCAGUGGUAUCGAAAAUGGCCUCACAACUCAAUACAGAACAUGACAAUCAUAAGUACAUAUUAAAAGGCAUAACAGGAAGUAUUGGCCCAGGUGAAAUCUUGGCUCUUAUGGGUCCUUCAGGUAGUGGUAAGACAACUUUACUUAAGAUCAUAGGUGGAAGACUCCAGGAAAAUGUCAGAGGAACAGUGACUUACAACAGCAUUUCCUAUAGUGCAGCUCUCAAGAGGAGAAUUGGGUUUGUGACCCAAGAUGAUGUGCUGUUUCCUCAGCUGAGUGUUGAAGAGACAUUGGUUUUCGCGGCAUAUUUGAGGCUUCCUAGCAGCAUGAGUAGGAAACAAAAGUACCAAAGGGUUGAAAUGAUUAUCAAAGAACUUGGCCUUGAAAGAUGCCGUCACACAAGAGUUGGAGGAGGGCUAAUUAGAGGAAUAUCAGGAGGUGAAAGAAAACGAACAAGCAUAGGUUAUGAGAUUCUAGUUGAACCUUCUUUGCUGUUGCUUGAUGAACCAACUUCAGGACUUGAUUCAACUUCUGCCAAUAGACUAAUUCAAAUUCUUCAAGGCCUUGCUAAGGCAGGAAGAACAAUAAUCACUACUAUUCACCAACCUUCAAGCAGGAUGUUUCAUAUGUUCGACAAAAUUCUUUUGUUAUCAGAAGGGUAUCCUGUAUAUUAUGGCAAAGCUUGGGAAACAAUGGACUACUUCUCUUCUUUAAGGUUUAAUCCUGAGAUACCAAUGAAUCCAGCAGAAUUCUUGCUUGAUCUUGCUACUGGACAAGUAAAUGACAUUAGUGUUCCUGAUGAGGUGAAAAGAGAUGACAGCUCCCCUACCUCUGACAAGGCUGUUCUGAAAUAUAUACAGGUGAAGUACAAAAUGCUACUGGAGCCAAAAGAAAAGGAAGAAAAUCAUCGAUUGACAAACAUACCUGAGCACCUUCGAAUAGCCAUUCAAGUUAAAAAGGACUGGUCUAUGACAUGGUGUGACCAGUUCUUUAUCUUGUUUAAGAGAACAUUCAAAGAAAGAUAUAGGGAUUAUUUUGAUAAAUUGAGAUUACUUCAGGCACUUGGUGUAGCAGUAUUAUUAGGCCUUCUUUGGUGGAAAUCCAAGAGUGAAACUGAGGCUCAACUCAGAGAUCAAGUUGGUUUGAUGUUCUACAUAUGCAUUUUUUGGACAUCCUCAUCAAUUUUUGGUGCAGUUUAUGUAUUCCCCUUUGAAAAGAUUUACUUGGUGAAGGAAAGAAAAGCAGACAUGUACAGGCUAAGUGUCUAUUAUGUUUGUAGCACACUAAGUGAUAUGCUGGCUCAUAUACUUUACCCUACUUGUUUCAUGGCCAUUGUUUACUUCAUGGCUGGAUUCAAAAGAACUAUUGAGUGCUUCUUCUUAACCCUUUUCGCGAUACUACUAAUCGCGUUUACUAGCCAAGGUGCUGGAGAACUUUUUGGAGCAGCAGUUUUGAGCAUUAAAAGAUCUGGGAUGAUUGCUUCAUUGAUACUAAUGUUGUUUCUUCUCACUGGAGGAUAUUAUGUUCAGCAUAUUCCGAAAUUCAUGAGAUGGUUAAAGUACACAUCUUUUAUGUACUAUGGAUUUAGACUACUACUGAAAGUGCAAUACUCAGGAGACCAACUAUAUGAGUGUGAAAGCAGAGGAGGAUGUAGACAUCUACAAAGUUCACCUUCAUUUGAUACUGUUAACUUAAAUGGAGGCUUACAAGAAGUUUGGAUCCUUCUAGCAAUGGCGGUCGGAUAUCGAUUACUUGCAUACAUUAGCCUUCGUAGAAGAAUCAAUGCUUGUCAUCUUUGAUCAUCUCAAUUUGUUAUGAAUUUUUCAUUACAAUUCUUUGUAAGAACAAAAGAGUAUUACUUACAAACAAUUUAUUUGAUCAGUAUAUUGCUGUU